This is a messenger RNA of Arabidopsis arenosa, 2029 nucleotides long. The record is from the annotation of a GenBank genome assembly. NCBI's taxonomy places the organism in Eukaryota, Viridiplantae, Streptophyta, Magnoliopsida, Brassicales, Brassicaceae.
AGAUCAUAGCAACAAGAAGAUCUUAUACUUAAGUCUUAUCUUUCUAGGAGAAAAUCAACUAACUUCUUGAGAGAAAUGGAUACCUUGAAUGUUUUUGCAAAUGAAGAUAAUCAAGCGAAUGUUGUGAAGCCCCCACCACGAAUGUGUCCAAGGUGUUAUUCCGAUCAAACAAAAUUCGGCUACUUCAACAACUACAAAACGUCUCAACCACGCUACAAAUGCAAGAAUUGUCGUAGACACUGGACUCAUGGUGGAGCUUUAAGGAACAUACCAAUCGGUGGAAGUUGCCGUAAAUCCAAGCUUCCAAAGAUAGAUCAAUCUUCAGUUUCUCAAAUGGCUUCUGUUGAGAUUCAACCAGGUAAUCAUCAACCUCUCAGCGAAAAUCAAGAAAACAUUUCAGUUAGUGCUGCUUCUUCAUCUGCUGCUAUUGGGAACCAUUUCGGUUAUUUUAGUGAGCUGCAUGGAGUAGCAAAUUUGUCUCCAACUCGAAGUUUUCUAACAAUGGAUCACUUAGAUUUCGGUGACGAAUCAUUUCAACAAGAUUUAUAUGAUGUUGGCUCUAAUGAUUUGAUUGGUAACCCUUGGAUAAACCAAUCAAUUGGUGGAUAUGUUGAUAAUCACAACGAUCAACGCAACAUCGGGGAAGGAUUCUCUUUCAUUAGCUGCUCCUCCUUAGAUGUCAUCUUGUCUGUUGUGCUCUAUCUUCAGAAGGUUGCGGUGGUCCUUGUUCCGAUAUGGCCUCUGGUUGGUGGUUGGAGUCUUCCGGCGCGUGGAUCCGAGGAGAUGUUUGGUGGUGGCCGUAGGAGGUUCAUCGACUCGGUUCCUCGAGGACAGCUCUGUUCGUUUUUCCAAUGGUCGUUUGUUUUCCUCAUCUGGAGACGAAUCGGUUGGUCUUCCUCCUCCAGUCGGUUCGCUUGUUUUCCUUCCGAAGUUAGGGUUUCUGUUGGCAUGUAUUUGUUUGGGAUUGAUCUUAAUUUCAGGCAGUUUUGGAUUCGAUUGGGUGGGCGUGAUGAUCGGUUGGUCGAGCCUGAUUUGUGUUUUGAUGGUUGGUGUUUCAGCAAGAUGGGUGUUCUUCAUCUACACAAGAUGGGGAGGGGGGAAGACUUCCAGUCGUUGUCGGGCUCAACUAGUUACUGGGCUCAGACGUUCGUGUUCGUGUUCAUGGUUGGCAAAGGACGGUCAGAGUUGUGGGACGCUCAGAUCGUUGUUAAAGUUGUCAGAGCUGCAGAAGGCGCUCAGACUGUUGUUCAAGGUUAUUCGAGCUUCAGAAGGCGCUCAGACUGUUGUAAAGAGGAUUACCCAAUCCCAGAUAGUAUUGAUCCUGCUUCGUUUUAUCUGAAAAUCCAAGAAGCUUUUAAGAAGCAAGGUUGUCAUAGGGAUGUGUCAAUCCAUGCUUAUGUUGAUAAAUGCUCCGAUGAAUUGCGACGUGAAUAUGAGGAAGCUGGGUUCCAUAUCGAAUUCAUUGCCCUAGGGGAUAAAGAUGCCAGAAUUCGUACCAUGUUUUUGGACAUGCUCUUGUGGACAUUUGAAAGUCCUAAACCAACAAAUGUGAUUUUACUCGCAAAAAACAUCGGAGAUGACAUUGGCCAUCUUCUUUGUAGUUUGGAUAUCAGACGUCAUGGUAUUCUCUCAUCCCAAACUCAACCACGAUGGCAAAUUCCUAGUGAAAGGCAUACAUGGUUUUUGACUAGCCUAUUCGAUGGCCCUAAUGGAAGCUCACAACGUCUUGACAAUAAGAAGACAUAUCCAAGGGAGAUUUGAUGUUUGGUUUCCAUAUAUAUGUAACGUGUUUAUUGUCUAUGAUUUUUAUGUGUUCCAAACAUUGACAUGUGGCUUUAAUUUCUCUCUCUUUUCUUGAUAUUGUCGACCAUUCCAUUCGCCUUCGUCACUGAAUUUGUUUUACUGUUGUUGCUGAAAACUGAAAAUUGGGAUUCGAGUUUUUCUUCGUAAUUUUCUUUUGGUUUCAAUCAUCCGAAAGCUGAAGCUAGAAGAUACGAGGAGUGGUUUGAAAUGAAAUCGCUGUGACUCC